CUGUUUUCAUAAAUUUUGGUAAACGAAUGGAUCAACUCUCUUUCUCCUUUCUUUUGAAUCCUUCUUUUUUACCAUUUUCUUAACCACAAAUUCAAAAACUGAAGAGCAACAAAACAAAAACCAAAAACCAUGUUACACAGAGUGAGAGAGAAAAAAAAGAAACAAACAGAGAGAGAUUUAGUAUUGUGGAUCAUAAUUCACAUUCAUUCAUUCAUUCAUUGAUUUAUUUUCUUUUUUCUUCAUCUGGGUACCCUUCAAAUCUAUCAAACUUCAAUCUUUUCUCACAACAUCCAAUUUUGAAUAGAAAUUCCCAUCUGGGUAUUGUAUAUUUUCUUGUUUUUUCAAUUCCAUUAUGAGCAGAGAGAGUGGAGUUUUGAAGGCAUGGGAAGCCACGGUACGCAGAACACAAGCGGCCAAAAAACGAGCUCACAGCAUAUUCGGCACGACGUCGGUAGCUCACGCCGACGAUGGCGACAUCGAUUGCGCUGGCGAAGUAAUAGAAGCAGAAUUGAAUUCGGGCGAGGUUUAUCACGCCGACAGAAUCCUCCCCAAUGGCGACUAUUACACCGGCCAAUGGUGCGAUAGCUUCCCUCAUGGACAAGGCAAAUACCUAUGGACUGAUGGUUGUAUGUACGUUGGUGAAUGGAGCAAAGGCAAGACGAUGGGGCGAGGCCGGUUCAGUUGGCCUUCAGGAGCCACUUAUGAAGGGGAAUUCAAGAGUGGUUAUAUGGACGGAAAUGGUACUUAUACAGGAUCAAAUGGUGAUACUUAUAAAGGGAAUUGGGUUAUGAAUUUGAAACAUGGACAUGGAGUUAAAAGCUUCUCAAAUGGGGAUUGUUAUGAUGGGGAAUGGAGAAGAGGAUUGCAAGAAGGGCAUGGGAGAUAUCAAUGGAAAAAUGGGAAUCAUUAUGUUGGUGAAUGGAAAAAUGGGGAGAUUUGUGGGAAAGGGAGUUUUGUUUGGAGUAAUGGAAAUAGAUAUGAAGGGAACUGGGAGACUGGUUUGCCUAGAGGGAAUGGGACUUUCAAAUGGCCUGAUGGGAGUUUCUAUGUGGGGUAUUGGAGUAAAGAUCCACAAGAACAAAAUGGGAGCUAUUACCCUUCUGGUUCAUCUGGGAAUGUGCAUUGGGAUCCUCAAGAUGUGUAUAAUGUCGAUUUUAGUGAUUGCAAGAUCUGUCUUGGAGAGAAGGUUUCAAUUUUGCCAUCACAGAAGAAGUUGGCGGUGUGGAGAUCAUCGAAAGGGGAGGAUGGAGUGAAGCCGAGGAGGAUGUCUGUUGAUGGUAGGGUGAGUGUUGAUGUCGAGAAGCCGUUAGAUAGAAUGCAGAUGUGGGGAGGUGGGGAUAUGGAUGAGUAUGUGGCAGGAUGUUGUAGCGAGAGGACGUCAUCAGUCGGAGGAGGAGGCGGAGGCGGUCGAGGGGAUGUGGCUGAUUAUAUGUUGGGGCUGAAUUUGGAGAAGGAGGGACUUGGGAUGCCAGCGAAAAUGCCAAAAUCUUCCAAGAGACAAGGAGAGACGAUCUGCAAAGGGCACAAGAACUAUGAUCUAAUGCUCAAUUUGCAGCUUGGGAUCAGACAUUCAGUAGGAAGACCGGCCCCAACGGCUUCGCUCGAUUUGAAGCCUUCGGCUUUUGAUCCCAAGGAAAAAGUUUGGACCAAAUUUCCUCCAGAAGGAAGCAAACACACCCCACCCCACCAGUCAUGUGAAUUCAAAUGGAAGGACUAUUGCCCUUUAGUUUUCAGAACUCUAAGGAAAUUGUUCAAGGUGGAUCCAGCUGAUUACAUGCUAUCAAUCUGCGGGAAUGAUGCACUACGAGAACUUUCGUCUCCUGGUAAAAGUGGUAGCUUUUUCUACCUGACCAAUGACGACCGAUAUAUGAUCAAGACGAUGAAGAAGUCAGAAGCCAAGGUUUUGAUAAGAAUGCUCUCUGCCUAUUAUAACCAUGUGAGAGCCUUUGAGACCACUUUGGUGACCAAAUUCUAUGGUCUUCAUUGUGUUAAAUUAACCGGGCCUAUUCAGAAGAAGGUAAGGUUUAUCAUCAUGGGAAACCUUUUCUGCUCAGAGUAUUCCAUCCAUCGACGAUUCGACUUGAAAGGAUCAAUUCUUGGACGCACGACAGAUAAGCCCGAGAGUGAGAUUGAUGAAACAACUAUCCUUAAGGAUCUCGAUCUUAACUUUGUAUUUCGGCUUCAAAAAUCAUGGUUUCAAGAGUUUUGCAGGCAAAUUGAUCGGGACUGCGAGUUUCUCGAACAAGAAAGAAUCAUGGAUUAUAGUCUUCUUGUUGGUCUUCACUUCAGGGAAACUUCAGCUGCUGGUGAUUUGAUACCUUCUGGAGCUCGCACUCCGAUAGGUGGGCCCGAUAACGAAGUAGGUCCUCGUCUGUCGAGAGUUGACUUGGAUCAGCUCUUCCUAGAUCCAUCCAGAUGGUCAAGUAUCAAAUUGGGCGUAAACAUGCCAGCUCGGGUCGAACGAACGGUGAGAAGAAGCGACUGUGAGUUUCAACUAGUUGGAGAACCAACAGGGGAAUAUUAUGAUGUGGUUAUGUUCUUUGGUGUCAUUGACAUACUUCAAGAUUAUGACAUUAGCAAGAAACUUGAGCAUGCCUACAAGUCCAUUCAAUACGAUCCAACUUCAAUAUCAGCUGUUGAUCCGAAGCAAUACUCGAAGCGGUUUCGUGACUUCAUAUUUAAUAUCUUUGCAGAAGAUGAGACAAACUUCGAAUGAAAAUAAGUCUCUCAACUUGCCAACUAUUUGUGGAGGAAGCUAUUUAAUUUUUAGCUGGGUCGAAAGCGGGAAGUGAAGCUAGUCGGUCGCCUGGUUACAUUCUUUCAUUUGUUUUAUAUAUAGAAGCAGAUCAUAUAUAUUCAUAUGUUAUUUAGUAAAUGAGAUGAAAAAUGAAGCAAAUAGAAUUCUGUUUAUGUACCCAUUUCUGUAGUUUCAUAAUUACAAUUACACAGAGAAAGGUAUAGUCAUUGAUAACUGAAUACACUUUUGAUAUCAAUUUGCAACUGUAUAUAGAACCUCUUCUUUCUCCAUGUUUGAAUGCUUUACAAAACAUAUAAUAUCCAUUUUCUUCUUCCAUUUUUGGGGUUUUAUCAUUGGAUGAUCAAGUAUAUUUCCGAAACAAAAUUCCAUGUAGAUUUGUAUUUGUAUUUUACAAGCCAUUGAUUAUUGUAUAAAGAAAUACUUUUGAGCAA
Messenger RNA from Cucumis melo (muskmelon), 3189 nucleotides. RefSeq names its product phosphatidylinositol 4-phosphate 5-kinase 5-like. The transcript is spliced from 8 exons. Lineage: Eukaryota; Viridiplantae; Streptophyta; Magnoliopsida; Cucurbitales; Cucurbitaceae. Bases 353 to 2716 code for a protein of 787 amino acids. Gene Ontology annotation, biological process: phosphatidylinositol metabolic process. The record is from RefSeq and is a predicted model, not a curated record. Gene Ontology annotation, molecular function: 1-phosphatidylinositol-4-phosphate 5-kinase activity; ATP binding.